Molecule: messenger RNA, 786 nt
Organism: Bubalus bubalis (water buffalo)
Lineage: Eukaryota; Metazoa; Chordata; Mammalia; Artiodactyla; Bovidae
Product: olfactory receptor 52B2-like
Exons: 1
Coding region: 1-786 (261 amino acids)
Biological process (GO): G protein-coupled receptor signaling pathway
Cellular component (GO): membrane
Molecular function (GO): G protein-coupled receptor activity; olfactory receptor activity
Source: RefSeq, a predicted model, not a curated record
AUGUACUUUUUGGCUGUAACAGACAAUGGCCUGGUUAUGGUGAUGGUGAUCUGUGACCGAAGCCUCCAUGAACCCAUGUAUCUUUUCCUGGCCAUGCUAGCUCUCAAUGUUGUUCUACUUUGUACUAUCACGGUGCCCAAAAUGCUUCUUAUCUUUUGGCAGGGCCCUUCCAUAUCAACAUUCCCUGCCUGUCUCACACAGAUGUUUUUCAUUCAUGCUCUGUUUCUUUCUGAAUCUGCUGUCCUACUGGCCAUGGCUUUUGACCGCUAUGUGGCUAUCUGUGCACCACUCCAUUAUACUAUCCUACUUAUAGGCUCUCUCAUUAGAAAAAUGGUCCUGGCUCUGGUGGCUCAAAGUGUGGCUGUGGUCACCCCUGGCAUCCUACUCACUCUCCAACUGCACUUCUGCCAGAGCAAUGUCAUUCACCAUACUUACUGUGAGAACAUGGGCAUUGCCAAAUUGGCUUGCAAUAGCAUUGUCCCUAAUAGCAUUUAUGGGCUCACUGCUGCUCUCCUCACCACAGGACUGGACUUUUUCCUUAUCUCCCUGUCCUACUGGUUAAUCUUGAGAACAGUCUUCCAACUGCCUUCUAGGGAAGCCUGGACAAAGGCCUUUGGAAAUUGUGGAGCCCAUACAUGUGUCAUCCUGAUAUUCUACACUCUGGCCUUCUUUUCCUUCUUUACCCAUUGCUUUGGACACCAUGUACCCAGGCAUGUCCUUAUCCUCCUGGCAAAUCUGUACUUACUGGUGCCGCCUACCAUGAACCCCAUUGUUUAUGGGGUAUAG